CCUCGAACCAGCUUCAUUGCGAUCUUUGGCCAUUGAACCAUGAGCGAAUACGACGAGUCUUUCGAGGAGCUCGACGAGCCGCUCGACUCGGAGCCGGACGAGGGAGUACAUGCAUCGGCGCCUACCGAGGAACGUGCGUCGGAGCCCGACGACGAUGGCGACGAGGCGUCGACGUACAACGACGAAUCCUUCGUUGCCGAGAGCCAGAGUCCGCGCAAGCCGACGAGCGCCGGCUUUGCUGUCGGCGACGCCGUCGAUGUGUACUGGGCUUCGGAAGAAGCGUGGUUCCAUGGGCGUAUCCAAGACGCCAGCCACCCAACGUACUUUGUCGCGUACGAUGAUGGCGACGGCCAAUGGGAGGACGUGCAGACAAUCCGACGGGCGACGGCUCCGGAAGCCGCCGCGCCGCGACCGGCACCGGCCUCGAGCCCCGCGCUGCCGUCAGCGUUUCUCGAGCGCUGCCACGUUGACCCACCACGCCGCGUCUUGACACCACGCGCGUACACGGUCGUUGCGGAACACUCGACGACGGAGAAAAUCGCUCGUCCCUACCGUAGCGUCGCGCUGCACCCAUCGAGCUCGAGCACGUAUCUGACGCCACGCCGUCGCAACGAACCGCCGCCGCCACAGUGCCCCUGCCAGUGCUAUCACUGGUCGACGCCCAUGGCGCAUGCAGAAAUCCGGAUACCCAGCCUCUACAAGGUCGCCGAACCGCUGACGGUCGUGAGUCAAGAGACGCAGACGGUGUGCCCGUGUGCGAUGAGUCCGCCACCGUCGUCCAAAGUCGACCAACCGUGGUCCACACAGAUGGGCGACGUCGAUAUCUCAGAAAAUGGUCGUGCCAACUAA
Molecule: messenger RNA, 849 nt
Organism: Saprolegnia parasitica CBS 223.65
Lineage: Eukaryota; Oomycota; Saprolegniomycetes; Saprolegniales; Saprolegniaceae
Exons: 2
Coding region: 40-849 (269 amino acids)
Source: RefSeq, a predicted model, not a curated record